CGCGAAAAAAGCAAGAGCGCAGUGAACUUGCGAGUGGCCUCGGCGCCGCAUAGUACGAACGAAAGCUUGUGCGCGCCAGAGUCGAGCAUGCCUCUAUCAAUACCACGACGAUGAUGAAUGAGAAUAAUAAUUUCUUACUUUGCAAAGGGUCUCUAUACAACCGUGAAAGCUGAACGUAUAGACCACCGUUGCAUUUUUUUUACUGAGAAGCUCAUCGAAGAGGCUACGACGCUGAGAUCCUCCAGGAUUGGGAAUACUCACGGCCACCAGCGUUCGCGUGCCGAGCGUCAUGGUGUGUGUACGCCGGCUAAAGCAUGACCCGAUAUUUGGAGUCGACUCUCGCUGGAGUUGGAUCACCGCCUUUUUUUGCGCCUGGGUUCUGUUCCUUGGCAUGGCGACACCUCGUAUAGCAGGUAUCUUCUUCUACGGAAUCAUUGAGACAUUCGGAGUAACCAGAGCGGAGGCUUCGUGGCCCGUGUCCCUGGCGGGUACCUUCACAGUUAUAGGAGGCCCGAUAGCUGGCUACCUCUGCCAGCGUUUUUCGUGCCGGGCCGUCCUCUUGGCGUGCUCGUCUCUUGCAGGAAUUGGGGCCAGUUCGUGCUACCUGGCGAAGAGUCUGCUAUUUAUUACAAUUUCCUUUGGAUUUGUUCAUGGUGCUGCAUUAUGCGGUUUCUUCGUAGCUUGCAAUGUUUUGGUUGCCCAACACUUCGAGAAGCGAAGAGCAACGGCCACCAGCCUAGUGUUCACAGUUUUCGGCUUCAACUCCGUCAUUCUUUCGCCACUGCUCGAGUUCUUCCGAACAACUUACGGUGUCCGCGGUGCUUUUCUUCUCUACGGAGCGAUUCUCCUGAAUGCGAUUCCAGCCGUUAUUGUUCUCAGAAGCCCUCCAUGGCUCACGAAGCAGAAAGUUACAAGUACCGUGGCAAAAUGUGAAGAAGAGGACGACGGAAACGUAUCACGCAUUUUGAUUGAAUCAGCCAAUAUAGACGCAGAUGUCAGAAGCGGACCAGAAAAAGAAAAUGCAAGGCAGCAUUCAAAUCAACCAUCAAACUGGGAGCCAGGAAGGCUCUACUACAUUUUAAUCUUCCCACAACGGCAGGGCAAUUCAUUGACAUUAUCUUUUCUUGUUCACGCGUUGUCUUACGCCGCCAUAGUCUUCACAGUUGGCGUCUUUGUCCUGAUUCCGGCAGAUCUCGCCAGUGACCGUGGCCUGAACCCUUCGAAUGUUGUGUAUUUCCUGCAAGCUUUCUCCGCCGCGGACAUCGUCUUCAGAUCCCUAGUGGGUUUCGCCAUUGAUUCGGGUACCUUAUCGUACGAAUUCCUCAUGCUACUCGGAUUCACGUUGCAGGGACUAACUUACGAGUGGCUCGUCUGGGCGAAUACACUACCGCAAAUGAUUGCAGCUUCUGCCUUCGUGGGUGCCACGUUUGGAUCAAGAUCGUGUCUCCUGGCACCCGCGCUGGUCAAGGACUUUGGGAUCGGCACGUUGCCGGUGAUUAUGGGUGGUGUGCUCUUCUGCACAGGUGUAUCUCUUCUCCUCCGUCCGCCACUGAUCGGACACUACAGAGACACCUACGGUGACUACACCGGACUGCUCCAUUUGAUGGCGGUACUGAAUGCAUUCUUCGUUUGCAUUUGGGCGUUAAAGCUGGCUGCUGAGAGAAGAUCAAGGACGACGGCGUCCACUUCCACCUACGGCCUUGCAACUAAAUUCUAUAAGCAAGAACGACAGCGGAUAACGUCAGAUUCAGUCAAAGAGCACUAGCAUAUCAGCACUCAAAGUGCGCGUCUAACAUGUGAAGCCUAAAUAUUUGGUCUCAAAAAGUACGGCGAGGAAGUGGAAGAAUGAAGCUUUAGUGCAUAUAAGCUAUAAGUCGAAUUCAUCAACAUUAACAAUGGGAAAAGGGCAAUAAAAGUGGAGGGGGGGAGGCACUAAAGUCAGAAAGAUUAGCUAGGCUUAAUUGUCGCGCGCGUAGACAAGCAGGGCUCGCGUGGCCUCGGUUGAGCUGUCCGUUAACCACACAUUUAGAGUUGCGGGUCUACAGAGUUAGGACAGGGGGUUUGAGGAAGGAAGGUUGAGAUUCGUUGCACUGCCGCGUAAACGCUUAACUGCUCUGGCAAUGCAAGUAAAGAGAGCGACACUAGUAACGAAGAAACAGAUAAGGUCAGGCACGUCGCUUAUCUACAAGAAUCUGAAGGGCGCCACAGCAGCAAUACAGAUAAGCUCGAGUCGAAUGCCUCAGAUGAAAUCAAGUGUUACCUUGGCCGCCUUUGGUCGCGAUUUCUUUUUGCUUCGUUUCUCUGCAAAACGGGCUUGGUGCCUUCAUUGAAACUUGGAGGACGCAUUGACUAGCUCAGAUAGUAUGACAGUUUAUUGUUCAAUAGCAUCGCAAUACCGGAAAGAGUCGUUUAUGAUAAAACUAAAAACGCAGCAUUUCGCAUCAGGCAUUAAUGCUUAUUGCAACCAUCGGCCGCGUUUAGAUGGAGGCCAAAUGCAAAAAAGCCCAUUUGCUUGCGUUGUAGUGCACAUUAAAGAACCCCAAGUCGUCAAAAUU
Messenger RNA from Dermacentor silvarum, 2555 nucleotides. RefSeq names its product monocarboxylate transporter 2. The transcript is spliced from 5 exons. Gene Ontology annotation, molecular function: transmembrane transporter activity. The record is from RefSeq and is a predicted model, not a curated record. Gene Ontology annotation, biological process: transmembrane transport. Lineage: Eukaryota; Metazoa; Arthropoda; Arachnida; Ixodida; Ixodidae. The coding region runs from base 290 to 1765 and encodes 491 amino acids.